Cephus cinctus (wheat stem sawfly) is the source of this 1883-nucleotide messenger RNA. RefSeq names its product inactive pancreatic lipase-related protein 1-like. The record is from RefSeq and is a predicted model, not a curated record. The coding region runs from base 9 to 1031 and encodes 340 amino acids. Gene Ontology annotation, molecular function: lipase activity. Lineage: Eukaryota; Metazoa; Arthropoda; Insecta; Hymenoptera; Cephidae. The transcript has 6 exons. Gene Ontology annotation, biological process: lipid metabolic process.
UUUUCGAAAUGAUUCCGGAUUUUCUCGCUGGUGUCUUAUGCAUCACAGUGACUUUGAAUUGGAGUAACUACCCGGUCCACAUGUCACCCUUCCCUGCUGGGAACUGUGCCCUUUGUUGUCCUAUCCAGUUAGAUCGUGACAUCGAGUACCAGCUGUAUACCAGACGCAACCCAACAACGGCCAACUUACUGAAAUUAAAUGAAACUGCAAGCCUGCAGAGGAGCAACUUCAACCGCAGCAAUCCAACAGUCUUAUACAUUCACGGGUACAGCGAACGUGCACCAGGUCUCAGCGGAGCAACGAUUAGAGACGUAUAUUUGAGACGCGGAGAGUACAAUAUAAUUUUGGUCGAUUGGGGUAAGCUCGGUGCGCUGCCAUGGUACGUUACCGCUGUCAGCAAUACGAGAACUGUUGGAUUAUAUGUGGCACGAAUGGUCAGCUGGUUGGACGUUCAAGGUGCAGUUCCGAUAUCUAGGAUUCACGUGGUCGGAUUCAGUUUGGGAGCGGAAGCGGCUGGAUUCAUGGGUAAAGCGUUGGCGCCGCGAAAAGUAGGCAGAAUAACUGGACUCGAUGCUGCGUAUCCAUUGUACAUGAACACAGGUGCGGAUGGUCAUUUGACGGCGGCUGAUGCAACAUUUGUUGACGUUAUUCAUACCGACGGAGGAAUAUUUGGAUUUUUGACACCACUCGGUCAUGCGGAUUUUUAUCCCAAUGGUGGUAGACCACUGCAGCCUGGAUGCAUCGCAGGGAACUUCAUAUCGAUGGGAGUUACUCGAUUAGUUAAUCAAUACAUCACUUGUGGUCACAAUAGAGCAUGGAGAUUGUACGCGGAAUCUGUGACGAAUCCGACCGGAUUUCCGGCCAGUAGAUGUCAACGUUGGCGACCGGAAAUUCCGGCAAAUUGCACAUGGACACCCGACGCUCUGAUGGGCUUUGCAGUGGAUUCCAGAACACGAGGAAUUUAUUAUUUAAGAACGAAUUCGCAAUCGCCGUUUGCGAGAAACACGACUGGCUAUAACACCAGAAAAUGAGACAGCUGAUUUUUUGUCGGAUGAACCACAAAAAACACUUCGAGAAAUCGAUUAUUCUGAACGGUAAUCUUUUGAGUCAGAUUACUCGGCGCAAAGACAGAAACAGAUGUUCGCCAAUAAUUUUUUCAAAUAUUAAUAUUUGCGAGACUAGGGAAUUUUUAAUUCAUUGAAAAGGGAAGGUGCGCAUUAUAAUUUUUUUAGUACGCGUCCAUCUUUCUUCAAGUACACAAAAAUGGAUCUGUAAACGUCAUGUUCAGCAAUGCCAUUUUAAUUAUUAAUUCCGUCUCCUUGUGCAGUAAUGUUACACAAUCCACAUGUCAGUACAACGAUAGAUAAUUGAAUUUUUUAUUUGCGAUGCUCCUGUCGUCACGACUGACAGCCAUUAAUAUAAAAGGAUCUACGACGUUGUGUACAGUAAAACCUGUUUUUGUGCGGUGCUUUUUUAUGCGAUUUUAUUUUUGUGCGAUUGGUUUUGUGCGAUUUUAUUUUUGUGCGAUUUUUUUCGUGCGAUUUAUUUUCAUGCUGUAUAUGAAUAUUAGCGGCGUUAGCAUCAGUUUAUUGUUUCCUAUCAAUGUACAUAUACAUGUUGUGGAUGAACUCUGUUUACGUGGUCUCCUUGAGAACGAUGUAUCUGGACCUCGCGGGAAUAAAAAAUGUUUGUUUAAAAUAAAAAAUAAAAAAAAAAUAAAAAAAAUCCUAUCUUCAAGCAACGAAAGCGAUUUUCAACCAAUUCAUCACAAGAAGAUGCGCGUUUAGGAUUACGACGAGUAGCAGCAAACUAUUUAAUGUAUAAUUUGAAAACUUCUCCAUGUAUAUGUACAAUGAAGAAAUUAAUAUUUUUACAAUUUCUUU